AUGAAGCAAUCUAUGGCUAGUGUGGCUGUGAGUGAAGCGGAAGGGAACCUUGGCCCGAUUAGGCGCUCUGUUCUUUCGCCAGAACACCUUGUCGAGCGUCCUGCCGAGGGCAUUGAGACGAUGGGCCAGGUCUUGGACUACGGGCGGAAAAAAUUCGGAACCCGGAAAAUGAUAGCUACUCGCGAUCUGAUCAGAGAGCACCAUGAAACAAAGAAGGUGAAGAAGAUGGUCGAUGGCGAAGAAGUCGAAGAAACCAAGACAUGGACGUACUUCGAGCUGACGGACUACCACUAUCAUACAUUGAACGAGUUUGUGGAUAUGGUGGACUUGUUCGCAAAUGGACUGAAUGCUAUUGGUCUAGGUCAUAAGUCGCGCUUCAACAUUUUUGCCUCAACAGCUAUGGAUUGGCAGGUCGCUGCGCAGGCGUGUUUCCGCCUGGGCAUGCCUUUCUGCACGGCGUACGACACGCUCGGUCCGGAGGGUCUUCAAGUGUCGUUGGACGAGCCUGAGGUUGAGGGUUUGUUCACAAAUGCCGUGCAUCUGCCCGUGCUUGAGAAGGUGAUUCAGGACACGCCUCAUUUACGUGCGGUUGUAUAUGACGGCGAGGCGGACCCAAAGGUAGUGGAGCAGAUCAAGCGGAAGCUGUCGUCGCGUCCUAACAGUGUGGUUAAGACGGCCGAUGAAAUCUACGAGCUGGGCAAGACGCAUAAGGUGGAUAAUUACCAGGUGAAGCGUGAUGACAUUGCGUGUAUUAUGUACACGUCCGGUUCGACAGGCAAGCCGAAGGGUGUUAUUCUCACGCAUGCGAACCUGGUGGCCACCGUCUCGGCCAUUUCGCUGCUGCUUAAGAAAUAUGUGCAUCCGGGCGACUCGAUUCUGGCGUAUUUGCCGCUUGCGCAUAUUCUUGAGUUUGUGAUGGAAUGCUGGUGCUUCAUGUACGGCAUCCAAGUCGGUUAUGGUCGUGUCAAGACGCUUACUUCUGCCAGCACGCGCAACUGUGUGGGUGAUAUGCAGGCGUUCCGCCCUACUCUAAUGGUAGGUGUGCCGGCGGUGUGGGAGACGAUCCGCAAGGGCAUUUUGUCGAAGGUGGAGAAGGCGGGUUCGGUGAAGCAGCGUCUGUUUAGCUGGGGGAUGUGGGCCAAGGAGAAGAGUGUGCCUGGGCUCUCGCAGGCCGCCGACAAGGUGGUCUUUAAGGCGCUGCGCGAGCAGACAGGCGGUCGCCUGCGUUUGGCUCUUUCGGGCGGUGCACCCAUCUCCAAGGAUACGCAGAAGUUCCUAAACAACGCGCUUGUGCUGGUGCUGCAGGGUUAUGAGUUCUUCAAGUUUAGCUGCGUUGGAAGUCCGAUGCCGUCCAUUGAGGUGCGCCUGUGUGACGUCCCCGAAGCUGGCUACUACUCGACGAACAGCCUGCCACAGGGUGAGAUUCUCAUCCGCGGUCCGUCGGUGUCGCAGGGCUACUUCAAGCGCCCCGAGCUCACGAAGGAGGCGAUCAGUGACGACGGUUGGCUGCGCACCGGUGAUGUGGGCCAAUGGAAUGCUGAUGGCACGAUCAGCCUGAUUGACCGCAAGAAAAACCUUGUUAAGCUGGCAGGCGGUGAGUACAUUGCGCUGGAGCGCCUGGAGAGCAACUACAAGUCGAGCUCGUUGGUGUCCAAUAUUUGCCUGUAUGCGUCGUCUGAUGCGCGACAGCCGAUGGCCAUUGUGUUCCCACGGGAGGAGAACCUGCGCAUGGAGCUUGAGCGUGCUGGCCAUUCGGAGCUUGCCCGGCGCGAACUCGAAGAUAUUUGCCACGAGAAGGCCGUCAAUGACCUUAUCUGCAAGGAUCUGAACCGUAUUGGCCGUGGUUCUGGCUACGCCACCAUGGAGCUACUUCAGUGCGUGGUUGCUAUUCCGGAGGAGCUGCCUCUCACCGCUGCGCAGAAGGUGCAGCGCAAAGAUGUGGAGAAGAAGUACGCCAAUGAAAUCAAGAAGGUCUACCCGUUCCCAUAA
This is a messenger RNA of Malassezia sympodialis ATCC 42132, 1989 nucleotides long. RefSeq lists its product as uncharacterized. The record is from RefSeq and is a predicted model, not a curated record. Gene Ontology annotation, molecular function: long-chain fatty acid-CoA ligase activity. Bases 1 to 1989 code for a protein of 662 amino acids. The transcript has 2 exons. NCBI's taxonomy places the organism in Eukaryota, Fungi, Basidiomycota, Malasseziomycetes, Malasseziales, Malasseziaceae. Gene Ontology annotation, biological process: long-chain fatty-acyl-CoA metabolic process; long-chain fatty acid metabolic process. Gene Ontology annotation, cellular component: endoplasmic reticulum; plasma membrane; lipid droplet.